Amborella trichopoda is the source of this 1521-nucleotide messenger RNA. RefSeq names its product purin-rich alpha 1. Gene Ontology annotation, molecular function: purine-rich negative regulatory element binding; RNA polymerase II transcription regulatory region sequence-specific DNA binding; DNA-binding transcription factor activity, RNA polymerase II-specific. Gene Ontology annotation, cellular component: nucleus. The record is from RefSeq and is a predicted model, not a curated record. Lineage: Eukaryota; Viridiplantae; Streptophyta; Magnoliopsida; Amborellales; Amborellaceae. Gene Ontology annotation, biological process: regulation of transcription by RNA polymerase II.
UGAGAGAGAGAGAGAUAGAGAGAGAGAGAGAGUGAUGAAGAAGGAGGAGGCGUGGUCAAACGCCACCACGCUUAACUCUCCUUGCUACAACCCGCACAAAACGAACAACAACCCUUAGAAGAGAGAGAGAGUGAGACCAACAAGCGACCCUCUCUCGCUUUCUCUCUCUAAAAACAAAUCAAUGAUGUUCAGAGAAUUAGGGCGAGAUCGAUCGAGCUUGUGAGUAAUUAGUAGCAGCAGGGCAAGGGCGAGGAGUAUGGCCAUGGAAGGUUCAGGGGGAAACGAUGUGGAGCUGGUGUGUAAGACCCUACAGGUGGAGCACAAGCUCUUCUAUUUCGAUCUUAAGGAAAACCCUAGAGGAACUUACCUCAAGAUUUCUGAGAAAACUUCGGCUACCAGGUCAACCAUUAUCAUACCAGUCGAUGGAGUCCCAUGGUUUCUCGAUCUCUUCAAUUACUAUGUCAAUGACCGCGAUGCUUCCAGUAAGGAGUUGCAGUUGAAGACUAAGGUAUUUUACUUUGACAUUGGAGAGAACAAGCGAGGAAGAUUCUUGAAGGUUUCUGAGGCAUCUGGUAACAGAAACCGCAGCACGAUAAUAGUACCUGCAGGGCCUGCAAACGAUGAGGGAUGGGCAGCAUUUAGGAAUAUUCUUGGAGAGAUCAAUGAAGCUGCCCGUUUAUACAUUCUGCCCAAUCAGCAAUCUUCUGAACCAUCGGAACGACUUGCGGGACUUUCAGAUGAUGUUGGUGCUGGUUUCAUAUCAGGUCACAGUGCGGAGCCUGUAGCGGCAACUGAGUUGAAUGUUGAGAGGUCAGUUGAACUGCCUCAAUCGGAAGAGAUGGGGAACAUGGGGAUUUCCAAAGUUAUAAGAGUUGACCAGAAGAGGUUUUUCUUUGACCUUGGGAGCAACAACCGGGGCCAUUUCCUAAGGAUCUCAGAGGUGGCUGGAGCAGAUCGUUCUUCGAUCAUCCUUCCCUUGUCUGGGUUGAAACCGUUUCAUGAGAUGGUUUCCCAUUUUGUUGAGGUCACGAAGGAUCGUCUUGAAGCAAUGGGGGGUGCAAAUGUUCGGACUGUGGAACCUCCACAACGAUGAGUUACAGUCCCCAUAAUGAGAGCAAACUGUAGUUUCUAUUUAAUUUUCGCUUUCAAGUUAGUCCCCCCUUUUUUUUCCUUUUGAGUCGCUUGCUGGGAAGAGAUGGGUCCUUUUUUUUCCAAUAUUGCUAGGGUAUUGGUAUUCUUUUGUUGAGGUGUGGUUUUGCAUAAUAUCCCUUUUCCCCUGAUGGAAAAUAAUCGCAAUCUCUAUGCAUAAUUAUAGAGAGCGGAAUCGUUUGGUAAAGGGAUACCGACCGUGAAAUAACAGCAUAGACUGAAUUUUUGUUACUCUCUUUUGGCUUUUGGGUGGUAUUCAAGUGUUAACUCUCAGUUUCUAGGGCUGCUUGGGAACAUUGUGUCAUCCCCCUCUCGACUACAUAUUUUCCAGGGUCACUUUCUUGGGUAUAUGGACUUUGGAUUUGGGCUCUA